GUGAACUUAAGAGCCGUCCAGUGCGCACUGUAGCUGCCUCGUUGGGAACUUCCACGGAUUUCUCUCGAAUGGGAGUGUGCGCCUCCACGCAGCUCUCAUCCCAAUCUCUGGCCUCGCACUCAGCUCCUGGAUCCUGAGACCCAAGCAAGAGCCAUGGUGUACCACCCGGAGUUCGAGGCGGCGGGCCGCCAGCCCGGCCUGCAGGUGUGGCGCGUGGAGAAGCUGGACCUGGUGGCCGUGCCCAAGGAGCUCUACGGCAGCUUCUACACGGGCGACGCCUACGUGCUGCUCUUCUCCGUGCGCAACCGCGCCGGCAACAUGCAGUACGACCUGCACUUCUGGCUCGGCAACGAGUGCUCACAGGACGAGAGCGGAGCGGCCGCCAUCUUCACGGUGCAGAUGGACGACCACCUUGGGGGGCAGCCCGUGCAGCACCGUGAGGUUCAGGGCUUCGAGUCCACUGCCUUCAGCGGAUACUUCAAGAACGGCAUCAAGUACAAGCCGGGCGGCGUGGCUUCGGGCUUCCGCCACGUGGUGCCCAACCUGGUGGACGUGAAGCGGCUGCUGCACGUGAAGGGGCGACGCACGGUGCGCGCCACCGAGGUGCCGCUCUCCUGGGCGAGCUUCAACCAGGGGGACUGCUUCAUCGUCGAUCUGGGGGCGAACAUCUACCAGUGGUGCGGCUCGAAGAGCAAUCGCUUCGAGCGGCUGAAGGCCACCCAAGUGGCCAAGGGGAUCCGAGACAACGAGCGGAGCGGGCGAGCGAGAGUCGACGUCCUGGAGGAGGGGAUGCAGCCCGACGGCCUGGUGGAGGCUUUGGGAUCCAUGCCGAGUUUGCCGGAGGGAGAGGCCGAUGACGUCAAGGCCGAUGCCUCCAACAGGAAAAUCGCCAAACUCUACAAGGUGUCAAACGCCUCCGGCACCAUGGAGGUGAUAAUGGUGGCGGCUGACAACCCGUUCCGCCAGGACAUGUUGCUGUCGGGAGACUGCUUCCUGCUUGACCACGGGCCCGCGGGGAAGAUCUUCGUGUGGAAGGGUCGUGGCGCCGAUAUCGCGGAGAGGAAGGCCGCAUUGAAACUGGCCGAGGACUUCAUCGUCCGCAUGGGCUACCCGAAGAACACCCAGGUGUCGGUGCUGCCCGAGGGAGGGGAGACGCCGCUCUUCAAGCAGUUCUUCAAGGGCUGGCGCGACCACGAGCAGACCGACGGCCUGGGGCCCCGCUACACCGUGGGCAGCGUCGCCCGCAUCCAGCAGAUCCCCUUCGACGCCUCCACCCUGCACUCCAACCCGGCCAUGGCCGCCCAGCAUGGCAUGGUGGACGACGGCAAGGGAGACGUACAGGUGUGGCGCAUCGAGGGCUCGGACAAGGCUCCCGUGGACCCGAGCACCUACGGGGAGUUCUACGGCGGAGACUGCUACAUCAUCCUCUACACCUACAAGACGGGACAGAUCAUCUACACCUGGCAGGGUCAUACCUCGACACGUGACGAGGUGGCAGCCUCAGCCUUUCUGUCGGCCGAGUUGGACAUCUCCCUGGGUGGAACCCCUGUGCAGGUGCGCGUCGUGCAGGGCAAGGAGCCGGCGCACCUCAUGAGCAUCUUCGGCGACAAGCCGCUGGUGGUGUACCGGGGCGGCACGUCGCGCGACGGCGGCCAGAGCCAGCCGGCCGACGUGCGCCUCUUCCAAGUGCGGCGCAACGCCGCCCGCCGGACGCGCGCCAUCGAGAUGGAGGCCAGCGCGUCGCGCCUCAACUCGAACGACGCGUUCGUGCUCGUGGGCCCCGGCGCGGCCUACACGUGGGUGGGCCGCGGGGCGGUGGAGGCCGAGCGCCAGGGGGCGGCGAGCGUCGCCGCGUUGCUCGGGGUGCAGCCCACCGAGGUGAACGAGGACGCAGAGCCAGAUGAAUUCUGGUCGCUGCUGGGAGGCAAGGUUUCGUACCAAACCUCAUCGCGACUCCGCAAUAAGACGGAGACCCACCCCCCACGCCUCUUCGCCUGCUCCAACAAGUCCGGCAGAUUCACGGUGGAGGAGGUGCCCGGAGAAAUCACACAGGAGGAUUUGGCCACGGACGACGUGAUGCUCAUCGACGCCUGGGACCAGAUCUUCGUCUGGAUCGGCAGCGAUGCAAACGACGUCGAGAAGAAGGAGUCCCUGCAGUCAGCGGAGCGCUACCUGGAGACGGACCCUUCGGGCCGUAGCAAGCGCACCCCCGUGGUGGUGGUGAAGCAGGGACACGAGCCCCCCACCUUCACCGGCUGGUUCCUCGCCUGGGACCCCGACUACUGGCAGCAGGACCCCUUCGAGAGGGCCAAGGCCGAGCUGGAGGCCGGAAACCCCAUGUGAGGGGAGCGACGGCGCUGCCAGCAGCAGCAGCAGCAGCACACACAGCACGAGCAGAAGCAGCACAACAAGCAGCAGCAGCAGCACCAGCGGUAGAAGUACCGUCAGCAGCAGGAACUUUAGUGAUAAUAGCCAUAGCAGCAAUGAAGAUGCAGUAGAUCAAUUGUAGUGCCAGCAGUAGCGCCACGAUCACCAGCAGCAUGAGUAGUGCCAGCAGUGUCACCUGCAUCAGCGCCUUCAACGGUAGCAGCUGCAUCGUAGUUGUCAUCAGCAUCGUCAGCAUCAGCAGCAUCUUCAACAUCACCAGCAUCAUCAGGAGCAUCUUCAACAUAAACAUAAUCAUCAGCAGCA
Petromyzon marinus (sea lamprey) is the source of this 2691-nucleotide messenger RNA. RefSeq names its product gelsolin-like. The record is from RefSeq and is a predicted model, not a curated record. Gene Ontology annotation, cellular component: actin cytoskeleton; cytoplasm. Gene Ontology annotation, biological process: cell projection assembly; barbed-end actin filament capping; actin filament severing. Gene Ontology annotation, molecular function: actin filament binding; phosphatidylinositol-4,5-bisphosphate binding. NCBI's taxonomy places the organism in Eukaryota, Metazoa, Chordata, Hyperoartia, Petromyzontiformes, Petromyzontidae.